Messenger RNA from Apiotrichum porosum, 879 nucleotides. RefSeq lists its product as uncharacterized. The transcript has 3 exons. Gene Ontology annotation, cellular component: Ctf18 RFC-like complex. NCBI's taxonomy places the organism in Eukaryota, Fungi, Basidiomycota, Tremellomycetes, Trichosporonales, Trichosporonaceae. The record is from RefSeq and is a predicted model, not a curated record. The coding region runs from base 1 to 879 and encodes 292 amino acids. Gene Ontology annotation, biological process: mitotic sister chromatid cohesion.
AUGCGCAUACACCUUCCUCUCCACCCGGCCCAUUUUGGCAAGGACGCAGCUGCGGGCGGGUCGGGCCCGUUUGCUCGUAUCGGCGGCGAACUGGUCGUUAUCGAGCUGCAAGGCGAGCUCACGUGGGAGGGCGACAAUGCCAACGGCGUGGUUGGCGUGCUGGGUCUCGACCGUCCUGACAAGCCCACACUCCACAUUGGCGAACACCACCUCCUCCACGGCAAAAUGUCCACCUUGCCCAAACCGUAUGCGGUGAUUCGCAAGGCCCAAGCGCCGUCGACGUCGACGACGCUCGACAUCGGCCUCAACCCGCACGCACUGGAGGGCGACGCCGAGGACGAAGAGUCGGACGAGGAACGCGAGCGCGAGGAGGCCGCGCGCGCGACGCCCAACAAGCACAAAAAGGCCAAGACGGACAAGAACGACGACAAGAACAAGAACAAAAACGACGACGAGGAAGAAGAAGAGGACGACGGACCGCUGUUCCCGCCCUCGGAGAUGCUCAUGAUGACCCCGCAGACCAAGAAUGCGGGCCUGCCACCGUCCAGCUCUCCGUUUAGCGAGUUUGCGACUCCGGCAAGGGACUAUAGCUCGGACCUGAGCUCGCCCGUGACGGGCAUGGACGCGUGGGGGUUUCCACGCAAGCGCGGCGCGGACAAUGACGAGAAUGAGGAGGACAACGACGACGACGAUAGGGGGCCGGAGACACAAGCGAGGGACCGGGAGAGGGAGAGGCGGAGGGCGGAGAGGAGGCAGAAGCGAAAGGCCGAGCAGCCAGAGCGCGCACGCCACUACGAGGUGGUCGGCGUGGUGCGUAAAAAGGUUGUGUUUGCGUUACGACCCGAGCCGCUCGUUCAGGCUACCAAGCUGCCCGAGUAA